Molecule: messenger RNA, 1147 nt
Organism: Photinus pyralis (common eastern firefly)
Lineage: Eukaryota; Metazoa; Arthropoda; Insecta; Coleoptera; Lampyridae
Exons: 2
Coding region: 39-917 (292 amino acids)
Source: RefSeq, a predicted model, not a curated record
ACCUGCAAAAGGUUUUAAAUACUCCUCAUGGUGAUAAUAUGCUGUUAUAUUACUCACGGAAAUACGCGGUAUACAAUGAAACAGUAUAUGAAAGUGGAACAAGGCGCACGUUUUGCUAUUUGUGGGGUGAAACCGACGGUAAUCGUGGCUGCGAUGAGAUCUGCACAAUUAUAAAUAAAUAUUUGCAAGACGUUGACCAGCGUGUUUUUGUCAAAUUCGUUGUGCUUUACUGCGAUAGCUGCUCCGGGCAGAAUAGAAACAGGGCCAUGUUGAGUAUGUUGCAUCAAUUUUUAAAAAGUUCCAAGAACGUCCAUCAUAUAAAAAUAGUGUUUCUUCUUCCGGGACAUACGUACAUGCCCGUAGACUCGGUCCAUGCAACAAUAGAACGCUUCAUUAACAAACGCACCGUUUGGGCGCCAUCGGAAUGGCAUACUUUAAUCGCUAAUGCGAGGGUUAAUCAUACACCUUUUGAGGUAAUUAAUAUGAAGCAUACCGAUUUCAUGUCUUGGAAAGAAGCGGCUAAAAAUGUAUUACCAAACAAAAUUAAUAAAACAAAAGAAGGAGAAAAAAUUUUACUGAGUCAGCUAAGAAUUGCUUCUUUCAAAAAAGGUGAAGAUGUCAUUAAAAUUCAAUAUUCUUUUUUGGACUGCGACGGACAACAAACUGUAGAACUUCGUCAACCACGUAAAUCUAAAAGGUCAGCCAGCAGUCUCCUAGAAAUGCCGAAAAUAGGAAAUUUAUAUCCAUCACCGCUCCCAAUUUCUGCCUUGAAGUUAAAGAAUUUAAUGGACCUAUGUGCCAAGCGCGUGAUUCCAGAACGCUACCACAAAGAAUACGAAAAUUUUAAGGGUACGAUAGAGGUUGAAGAUACAUUGGCAGAAACGGAUGAAGAGGAUGAAAAAGUUGAAGAAGACUGAGAUUUGUCUAAGCAGAGCUCCUAGAAUUAUGUUGUUUAUUUUGUUGUUUUUAUUUACUUCCAUUUAUAAACAAUUGACCUAUUUGUUUAUAAUUUCAUUACUUCUUAGAAACAAAUAGCUGAGCCUAUAAUUAUUUAGAAAUUCACAUCCAGAAACGAGCAGAACAUCGUAUGUGUAUCGUAAGCGGCUAAGAUUUAAAACACAAUUUUAAUAUUUUCUUGGCAAAACAU